AUGGAGUUUAUGCACUGGAUGGAUUCUUUUGGACCUAACAAUCGGAGGUACUUUGCAGUUUUGGGACGAGGCCCAUCACGCCCUCUUCCAUCAAGUGAGAAACCACAUACGCUUAUUGAGAUGGAUGAGUUCCGUAAUGAUGCAUAUGAGAAAGCCAAGAUUUAUAAGGAGCGAACUAAGGCUUGGCAUGACAAACAAAUGUCAAGAAAAGAGUUCAAGCCGGGCCAACAAGUGUUGCUCUAUAAUUCAAGAUUGCACUUAUUUCUAGGAAAACUUAAAUCCAGAUGGUCAGGGCCAUUCACCGUGGUGAGAGUAUUUCCCUAUGGAGUAGUUGAAGUCACUCAUGAUGCGAAGGGAACAUUCAAGGUCAACGGGCAACGUUUGAAGCCAUAUAUUAAUGGUGGAUUUGAUCAAAAGAAGACCACCAUUCUCCUAAACUCACCAUAA
Morus notabilis is the source of this 447-nucleotide messenger RNA. RefSeq lists its product as uncharacterized. The transcript has a single exon. The record is from RefSeq and is a predicted model, not a curated record. Bases 1 to 447 code for a protein of 148 amino acids. Lineage: Eukaryota; Viridiplantae; Streptophyta; Magnoliopsida; Rosales; Moraceae.